GAAAAAAGAAAAAAAAGUAUUCCAUUUAGUAGAGUUAUCGAACAGCUGUACAAUCACUGCAGUUUAAAAAUAACUAUAUAAUUACCCUACUUAGUAUUCCCAUCUCUAUUUUGUUGAAUAUGGAACAAAAAACCGAGUAGUGCAGAUUGAAAGAAAACAGUGCGCAGACUUGCAAUCGAAACAACUUCUUUACAAUUGCAUUCACUACAAGAAUACAACAUUAUGGAACGUUUCUGUUAGUUUAAAUGACACGAUUUGUGAAAAAUGCAUAGUUAUUAAUGGCUCAUGUCAAGAAAGUUCUUCAUUUAUGACUAGGUGGAAAACGGUUAUGUGAGCGUGCUUACAGUAAUACCCGUAAAAGUAUUCUUAGAACAAACGGGUUAAUUAGAAUAAUUGCGUUUCACCCGCGACGGGUAAACGUGUCAAACUAUUACGCGCAAUUCACUGUAAAGCGGUACAAAUAGAAGGGGUAUGUUCUUUAUACAGCCAUACUCAUUACUUGUUGUCUAUUUACACACAAGAAGCAAGCAUAUUCAUUACCUAUUAUUCACUCCAUUGCAAAAAAACUCUCAUUUGCAAACAUAAAAUUAAUUACCUACUACACAUUUAAGAUGUCGAGCAUUGCAGCAAACGAACAGUCUACCGUGUUUACUCAUUUCCCAGACUUCGGGUUGAAAUCCAGUCAUUCGUUUUGUAAAAGUCUCGAAUUCAAAUUUCUUGUUGAACGCCUCAGUCGCGCUUUUGCAUCUCUUCGCAGAGUGUUAAGAGGAGAAAAACCAAAACUGCCGAAAAGAACCGCAUCUGAAUUAACAAGCUACAUGAACAACAAUUUUACACUGGACUUCAUGGUUCAUGAGAAUCGCAUUCGAACAGAAAAUACAGAAACACAAGCAUAUACACACUCAAUUGACAUUCUUGAUGAGCAGAAAGCUCGCCUUCGUAAGGCUAAAAGUGUGAGUUCAACAAAACCAUUCGAAGAAACGUCUGACAACGUCUAUGACGUUAACUUCACUCAAUCGCCUACUUCUUUGGAAAACGGCAUUGCUGAAUUUUCAAACUCGGCAUUUUCUUCUCGCUGUGCAUCGGAAGAGUCGAGCGAAACGUCUUCAAUCGACUCGUUGUUUUUGCCGCAAUUCCCACAAACCAUCAGCUGGGCCGACAUAGACGAGGAAGACGAUGCCGAAGAGGAAAGCCUUUAUGCAUACACUACAGAAAUUUCAGAGAGCUUGUUUGUUCUAGAUAAAAUUAUGAGGUCGAACAGCAACAAACUCUUACCAAGAUUAAUGGAGUCUAGCAAGUUCAAUCUUGUACUAACUUAUUGGGAGAAUAUAAAGCGAAAUGGAAUUCGCUCUUCACAAGGCUCUCUCAAUCUUUUGAAACUAGAAUUCCUACUAAAGGACAUUCUUUGCCUCUUGUCCCAUUCCGAUGGUUUUAGCAUCAACAAUGCCCACCAAGCACUUUUAACCUCUGUUAAGAACAGGAUCGAAACCAUGUCUUUGGAAAACUAAUAUUAAAAACACUAGGCUGGUUUUAUGUAACACAAAAAACUUGCGAAUCCCAUAGCAUAAUGAUUAAUUCAUCACAGAAACCAAUUCGUUAUUCUUCCCUUUGUUGGAAUAUAGGGGUAUCACUUUAUUUGCAAGAGUAUAUAUAUAUGCCACUCAGCGCUCAAUCUCGGUGACAAAUUCGUAAACCUUCUCAUAAGUCUCUUGAAGUCGUUCUAUCAUGAUCAUGUGUCCACACUCAAACUCGUGAUACACGUGUUUCGUAUGCACCAAGUGCGCCUUCACUGCUAAUGCAUUCUCUUUCGGGGUAGCACGGUCUUGAGUGCCAGCAACCAGAAGAACGGGACAAGUUACGACUUUCAGAUAAGUGUGAGAGAUAUCGCCCAUCCCCGCAAGCGACCAUUUCCAUGUAUAUGUAUCGCUAUGCUUAUUCCACAGCCAUUGUUGAAGACGAAGAUGAUGCGGACAACCGAGAGCAACUAAGUUUUCGACAGACGAACUACGUGAACCUCUCAAUCGAUAACCCAAGCGCAUCAAGUUCAAAGCAAAAUGAGGGAGCUUUAACACUUGUUGUAUACGCUUCUUGUUCAUAGCUGUCACGUGUGAUUUCGGACCAAGCAAAACGACACCUUUGCAUCGCUCUUUACACAGGGGAUAGAGUCGUGAGACAACGACACAACCCAUUGAGUGUCCUACAAGAAUCACCGGAGCGUCUGCCGGUAAUACUUUAUCGAUGACUGUAGCGCUCGCCUUCGCCAGGCCUUCUGAACUGUACAUAGAAGGCGGAUGCCGAUUUUUGCUUGAAUGUCCACAACCCAAUUGGUCAAAAGCAAGCGUGGAGUAACCGUCAUCUUCAAGAAGUUUUAUGAGACCCGAAAACUGAUGCUUCUGACCGCCCAAACCAUGAACGAAUACAAAAACCAACUUCUUGUCCGAAUCCGAACGAUGAUAAUGGUAGGCAAAGUAGUCUUUCUCGGAUAUCCACAGUUUGUCGUUCUUCAAUUGUGGAUAAUAUUUUGAAGAUCCUACGGGAAACGUUAAUAGAAGCUUCAUUUUCAUAACAAUCUAUUCAAGUGU
Messenger RNA from Schizosaccharomyces japonicus yFS275, 2582 nucleotides. RefSeq lists its product as hypothetical. The transcript has a single exon. The record is from RefSeq and is a predicted model, not a curated record. The coding region runs from base 612 to 1508 and encodes 298 amino acids. Lineage: Eukaryota; Fungi; Ascomycota; Schizosaccharomycetes; Schizosaccharomycetales; Schizosaccharomycetaceae.